UCAGCUGUUCCACACUCUUCUUCUCUUCCUUUUAAUAACUGUUGCAAUGACUCCAUCGAUGAGACUGUCCAAAGCAUUUCGUGCUGCAUGUGAACUUUGAAAUUCCAGCUGAGAGCUCCACGAUGCAGCCCUGAAGGACAGAGCGAUGACCCGCUGUAGUGGCAAAGAGGAAGAUGAGCAGAGUACUGAAGGAGCAGGAAAAGCUGUGGAGAACCAGAAGAAGAGGAAAAAGCAUGUGUCUUUCCCUCCAGAUGAGCAGAUAGUUUCAGGCUUUGCUGAACACCAGAUCAGAAAGGCUGACAGCUGCCUCACCUUGGCAGAGGUUAUGGUGGCCUACCAGCAGAGCUGCAGCAAACAUCAGGUUCAGCCCAGAGAGCACGUCCUGCAACAGCUCCAGCAGGGCGUCUGUGUAGGUGGUGCUAUGAAAUGUCUGGAUCUCAAAGGUGAGCGAUUAGACCACCGCUCCUGUGAAGCUCUGGAAGCCGUCCUGAAAUCGUUGCACUUUGAUUUCAUCAAUCUGCAGGCGGCUCAACUGGAAGAAAAUGGAGCCUCGUCCAUGCUGGAUAUGAUUUUGUACUAUGAAUCUACAACCCAUCUUGACAUUUCUGACAACAGCAGCAUGGGAACGUCGGCGUGGAGAGCCCUCGCUCAUUUGAUAAAGCAGAGCGUGCAUCUCUCCAGACUGGACGUGUGUAACGUGCCCUUGGUGGACUAUCCGGCACAGUCUCUGGCUAAAGCUCUGCUGACCAGCCGGCUCACAAUCCUGCAUCUUCACAACACUCGGCUCAGCGGCAUGCCACUCUUCAAACUGGUUGGUGCUCUGAAAUCAAACAAAACAUUGCAAGAGCUCCAUCUCACCAACAACCUGCUGAACAGCUACCAGGAUGCCCUGCAGCUGGGAGACCUUCUCCGAUACAACAACACUGUCCACACACUACAGCUCAGCCACAACGCUAUAGCAGAUACUGGUUUGGAGGAGCUGUGUGAUGGCCUGAGGUGGCAGACGGCAGGUCUGAAAGUUUUAUUGCUGAGGAACAACCAGAUCACUGAAAGCGGCAUGAUUCAUCUGGCCAAAGCACUGCCGGUGCUGAAGGUCCUACAGGUUUUAGAUUUGGGAGAGAACCACCUUGAGAAUGAAGGAAUCCAGAUCAUCAGGGAGCCUCUAAUGAUGAAUCGCACACUACUGCAGCUUGGUUUGGCCCAAGCAUCCAUAACCUGUGAAGGUGCUGUUGCACUGGCUGAGUUCCUUGCUGAGAGCCAUCAGAUUCAGGGGUUGGACAUCCGUCAAAACCAAGUAAAGGUUGGAGGUCUGAUGGCCUUGUGCCUGGCCCUGAAGAUCAAUCAGUCUCUAGCUAGUUUGGAUUUGGACCUCAUACUCUCACAGGAGAAGGAUGAAUUUCUGGUGGAAACACAGGUAAGGCUUCAGUCAGAAAUCACCCAGCGCUGUCUGACCAACGCCAGCCGCAGCCUUUUCUCCUCAGACUCCUGUGAUACGUUCGCCACAGAACCACAGAGGCCAACGCCCAAGCUGACAUUGUGACUGCGCACAAACAAAGCAUAAAGGACGGCUUUGUAGAGAUCGCCGCCCUAACCUCUCUUCAGUCGCACACGCAGUGUACACAGCGUCACGUCCCCAAGUCCCCAACCAAACAGCUGACUAGUAGAUAUAUGCGGAUAAUAAUUCUAUCACAAAUAAUGAUAAUCAUAAAACUCCAAAUCCAGGUAAUAAAAGCGGAGUAGAGCUCCCUAAUGAAACGCCGGCCUCCCCACUGCUUCCCACCUAAUGUUCCCGCCGAGUUGCUCGCCACUUUCCAUAAAGCAAUUUUGCAAGCCCACUUCAAACGUGAAUCACCUAGAAAUGAAGAGAGGGCUCUUCUAGCCCCCCCACCACCCCCGCUCCAUCCACCAUCAUCACCCGUCUCCCCCUCAACGCUCACACUUAGUCUGCAUGUGUCUGUUGCAAAUCCCUGUUUGCUUGUGUUCCAUCAUCACUUAAUGUUCACAGUGAUGCAUUGUGGGACACUUGUGUGUGUGUGUGUGUGUGUGUGUGUG
Molecule: messenger RNA, 2052 nt
Organism: Thalassophryne amazonica
Lineage: Eukaryota; Metazoa; Chordata; Actinopteri; Batrachoidiformes; Batrachoididae
Product: protein phosphatase 1 regulatory subunit 37
Exons: 11
Coding region: 146-1540 (464 amino acids)
Molecular function (GO): protein binding
Source: RefSeq, a predicted model, not a curated record